AUGUUGCGAUACGGUGCAACGAAAUUGAAAGGAUUUGCAUGCAGACACCUUGUAAUAGCCAUCGUAAGUGAAAGCCAAGAAAUAUGUGAGAUGAACUGUCUUGUGAUAAAGAUAGUACAGUCAAUGUCAACGAGGCGGGUGACAACGCCUGCGCCAACAACCACAUCACCAUCGUCAACCAAAGGAAGUUCACGGGAACCACCUGCAACUAAGCGCCCGCAUAAACCCAGAAGAAGGAAUUGCUGCCCAAAAGAAAUAAUGAAGAUAUGCCUCUUAGGCAAAAACAAGAAGUUGUGCAGAAGAAUUCUCAAAAAAUGUGCGUGCAUCGAAUAA
Molecule: messenger RNA, 333 nt
Organism: Cylicocyclus nassatus
Lineage: Eukaryota; Metazoa; Nematoda; Chromadorea; Rhabditida; Strongylidae
Source: the annotation of a GenBank genome assembly